This is a messenger RNA of Oenanthe melanoleuca, 6263 nucleotides long. RefSeq names its product integrin subunit beta 6 (gene ITGB6). Gene Ontology annotation, cellular component: cell surface; integrin alphav-beta6 complex; focal adhesion. The transcript is spliced from 16 exons. Bases 400 to 2748 code for a protein of 782 amino acids. Gene Ontology annotation, molecular function: integrin binding. The record is from RefSeq and is a predicted model, not a curated record. NCBI's taxonomy places the organism in Eukaryota, Metazoa, Chordata, Aves, Passeriformes, Muscicapidae. Gene Ontology annotation, biological process: cell adhesion mediated by integrin; cell-matrix adhesion; cell migration.
ACUGUCAGCCAUAAUUAGGAAAGUACAUUGAAAGAAAUGCAGAAAAGUAGUACUGGACAAAACAAAGAGUGAGGGAUUUACAACUGCUCUCUAUAAAUACAUCAAGAGGAGGGGGAAGAAGGGCAGGGCAAAUACUAGGGAGGCAAGAAGCUAUUUAAGUUACCAGACAAUGUUGUCAUUAAAAUAAAUGGAUAUAUAUUGGAAGUUAGUCCAUCCAGGCUGGAGCUGAGGCAGUUUCCAGCUAUGAGAAGGGUGAAGUCUCUGAAACAGCCUUCUAGGAAGAGUGACAGGGACAAGCCACUGUAGGUGUGGGUACCACAGGAAAAUGGAAGUGAUUUGCUUGCAAACUGGAUGAUACAGAUUCACGUGGCUCCUGUGGAAUGCCAGCACUGAAAACGAAUGGGGAUUGAAUUGCUUUGCCUCUGUUUCCUAUUUCUGCAAAGAAAUAACUAUGUGCAAGGGACCUGUUCUCAGGAAAGCACAGUGACUUGUGAAGAUUGUUUGCUUUCUGGACCACACUGCGCUUGGUGUUUGCAAGAGAAUUACACAGACUCAUCUGAAAUUCAUGGGAGGUGUGAUACCCUGGAAAAUCUUUUGUCCAAAGGAUGCCAGUUGGAUUUGAUUGAGUUUCCCAUUUCAGAAGUAGAAAUUCACAGAAAUGAUCCCCUAACUGCAUCACCCCAGAAGAACAGUUCUGAUGUCACACAGAUUUCUCCCCAAAAAUUAACUCUGAGGCUGCGACCAGGACAUGAAGAAACGAUACAGAUCAAGGUUCGCCAGACUGAAGAUUAUCCAAUUGACCUCUACUACCUCAUGGAUCUUUCAGCUUCCAUGGAUGAUGAUCUGAAUACGAUCAAAGAACUGGGUUCAACUCUUUCCAAAGAGAUGUCAAAACUGACAAGCAACUUCAGACUGGGGUUUGGAUCUUUUGUUGAAAAACCAGUUUCACCGUUUAUCAAAACUACAGCUGCAGAAAUAAACAACCCUUGCAGAAGUGUACCAUAUGAGUGUUUACCCACCUUUGGAUAUAAAAAUGUUUUGCCACUAACAAAUGAUACUGAAAAAUUCAAUGAAAUUGUGAAAGGACAGCGAAUUUCUGCUAAUAUAGACACUCCAGAGGGAGGAUUUGAUGCAAUUAUGCAGGCAGCUGUUUGCAAGGAAAAAAUUGGAUGGAGGAAUGAUUCUCUACAUCUGCUGGUGUUUGUGAGUGAUGCUGAUUCCCAUUUUGGGAUGGACAGUAAACUGGCAGGAAUUGUUAUUCCUAAUGAUGGGAAUUGUCAUUUGGACCACAAUAAUGAAUAUUCCAUGUCAACUGUUCUGGAGUAUCCCACAAUUGGACAAUUAAUUGACAAACUUGUGCAAAACAAUAUUCUAUUAAUUUUUGCUGUAACAAAUGAGCAAGUUCACAUAUAUGAGAAUUAUGCAAAGCUUAUUCCUGGUGCUACUGUUGGACGACUGCAGAAAGAUUCUGGAAAUAUUCUCCAGCUGAUCAUUGCUGCUUAUCAGGAGCUGAGAUCUGAGGUUGAAUUGGAGAUCCUGGGAGAGACAGAAGGGCUCAACCUCUCCUUCACGGCCAUCUGUAACAAGGGGACCUUUUCUCCACAUCAGAGGAAAUGCUCUGGGGUGAAAGUGGGAGAUACAGUCUCCUUCAACGUGACUGUAAGUCUCUCUUCUUGUGAGAAAACCAGAAGGCUGAUCCAGAUGAAGCCGGUGGGGCUGGGAGAGGUGCUGGAGCUGGAGGUCGAAGCCGUGUGCGGCUGCAGCUGCCAGGCGCGGGCGGAGCGGCAGAGCCCGCGGUGCAGCCAGGGCCAGGGCGCGCUGCAGUGCGGGGUGUGCGUCUGCAGCCCCGGCUUCGUGGGGCCGCGCUGCGAGUGCCACGAGAGCUCGCUGGGCAGCGGCUCCUGCUCCUGCAGCGGCCGGGGCGAGUGCCUGUGCGGCCGGUGCCGCUGCCACCCGUCCCCCUACGGAAAGGUGUACGGGCCCCGCUGCGAGUGCACCGACUUCUCCUGCCCGCGGCACCGCGGGCUGCAGUGCGCAGGCAAUGGUGACUGUGACUGUGGGGAAUGCAGGUGCCACAGUGGAUGGACUGGUGAAUACUGUAAUUGCACCACUGAUACCAGCAGCUGCGUUGCUGAGGAUGGAACCCUGUGCAGUGGGAGAGGUGAAUGUGUCUGCGGGACAUGUGCUUGCACCCAUCCAGGGGCUUUGGGCCAAACGUGUGAAAAAUGCCCUCUCUGCAGUGACCCCUGCAGCUCCAGAUGGAGCUGUGUGGAAUGUCACUUGGCUUCUGAUGACAAGUCACUGGGAGAUUGCAGUGAAAAAUGCAAAUUGGUUGAUGCAACUGUCAGCAUGGCAAAGGAUUAUUCAGAGGAUAAAUCCAUUUCCUGCUCUUUGCAGGGGGAAAAUGAAUGUAUAACCACAUUUCUACUGGCUGUGGAUGAACAGGGAAGGACAGUCAUUCACAGCAUAGAACAGAAAGAUUGUGCACAGCAUCCAAAUAUCCCAAUGAUAGUGGUGGGUGUCACCCUUGCUAUCACUCUCAUUGGCAUUGUUUUACUUUGUAUAUGGAAAUUACUGGUGUCAGUUCAAGACAGAAAAGAGGUGGCCAAGUUUGAAGCAGAAAAAUCCAAAGUCAAAUGGCAAACGGAAACAAAUCCACUGUACAGAGGCUCAACAACUACUUUUAAAAAUGUGACUUACAAGAACCAAGAUAAGCAUAAAAGGCCCAUGGCUGCAGAUUUCUAUUAACACCUCUAACACUACAAACUUAGUUUUACUGGCAGGAAAUCUAUAUCUAGACUUUUUUCUUCUUAGUUGAUUAUGUGAUAUUUGAUUGCAAGUUGCAGUGGUAUAGCCAUUCUGUUAGAGAAUAUAUAUCUUGUGUUGGGACAAAUAAAGAUAACAUAUUAGUAGUAAAGGUUAGUAGAAAUAUUUUUUUAAUGACCCUUUAUUGUUAAAGCCCCCAUCUUAAAAAAAUGGCAUCACAAAUAAUUUUAGUUUUGUCUUCAAUACCAGGGAUUAUAAAUUAUCAUGUAAGCUUAUUUUUUGUUAAAUUAGAUAUAUACAGUGAACUUUAUACUACUUUGUUCAUACACAGGAUCCCAUAAAUUAGAUUUUAGGAAUGUAUUUGUAGUAGUCUAUUAGGUGAGCUGGUUUAAAUUUAGAAAAGAUAAUUUUUUUCAUGAAUGCAGUUUAAACUACUGAGGAUUGAGCUUUCUCAUAUCACCUGACUGAGUAGUUUCUCACCAGAAAAAAAGUAGUGAAGUAGUGAGAUUGCCUGUCUUCAGUAAAUGUAAGUUAUACAGAAACAUUUCUUCUCUAAUUCUUAUUUCUUCUCCGGUUUCUCUCUUUCCUUUUCCUUUUUUCUUUUUGAUGUUCUUUAAGGACUUAGAUCCUGGGAUUAUCUAAGGGAAAGUUCAAUCAAGACUUAUUCACUUUUUUUUGGUAUUUUUAAUUCUAGUAAAAAGGAUAUAGAGAACAGAGAAAAAGAUAAAUAUUGGUAAAUUAGAGACACUUUUAAACCAAAGGAUUGGCAGAACUCCAUUUCACCAUCUACAUCCUGUAAAUGAUUUGGGUGCUCACGAUGCACUUCACUUGCUGGACCAUCACACAAAGUGGCUCAGGAGCCCUGUGCAUGCAGAAAUGUUCACACAAAAGGUUUAUUAUCACAUACAAAGACAGCACUCUUUUGUUGAUAUGUCCAAAAAUUGUGAGGUUCUUCCAAUGCCCAGCAGCCAAACUGAUAUUCUUGUGCACAACAACAUAUUCAACUCUUUUGGGCUGGGUUGUUCAGUUUUGGGUUUGGUUUUUUUUCCCCCAAACUAAACAACAAAAAGAUCUAUGUAUUUCACUUCAUAUUCUUUUCCAUUAUGUUAAUAAGAAAUUUUAAAUCUCCAUUUUAGUUAAUUGCAAAUGACUUGCCAUAAAUUUUUAAAUUGUAAUCUGUUAGCAUAGAUAGUACUGGAUAAAGAAAGUAUAAAAGUAGCCAACAUACUGGCAUAGAAAAAUUACAGCAUUUGGCUAUUUAAAGGUAGCAAUAAUAAACUUUACUUUUCCUAUCACUUUUCAGCUGCAUUUUUUGCUACUCUGAAACAGAUGGUCAAAAUGUACAUAGGAAGGUACUUAGAAAAGAAGACUUAAAAAUCAAAAAUACUUUGACGCUGUUACAAAUGAUCACGUACAUUCCCUAAGGUAAACAGGGAAUCUGAUCUGCAAAAGUAUUGAUCUGAAUGUAUUUGAUCUGAAAACAUUGAUGUCCAUUUUGUAAUAAAUAUUUACCAAGUCUGUGCAACUUCAGUCUCCGUGUCCUCCACAAUUUCUGGAACUGAGACUGGUAUAUUAGCUAGCUCUGACCCAUGCCUGUUUUAGGGCCUGAUCCAAAGCCUGCUGGAGUCAAUGGCUACAGAUGUGGAUCUGGUUUCAGUGAAACUAUUAGCUUUGGUUUACAAAGAUUGUUUUGUUCAAACAAACUGGUUAACGCUGUCUAUUAGUGAAUUAGAGUUUAUAGCACAUAUAUCUGUGCAAGGAGAAAUAGUAUCAGAUGCCUUUGGAAAGGUGAUGCUAGAACCUUGUAUUAAGUACAAAAGUAUAUCAGAGUGAUGGAAAUGAUGGCUGUGAUUAUACUGGAACAGAUUCACAUCUGUGUUCUGGCAUUCCUGCAUAUCUCAUAGUGGAAACUGCACAGAUAAAGGCUCACAUCUGUGACCCUUCCCACCACUAGACUCCCACAGAUGUCAGUGCAAGUUAUAUGUGGGACCAAAUCCCAUUUCCCUGGCAUGUGGAUAAACUCAUGGGAUGCAAAGCUGGCCCCUGAAUCUGCUCAGAUUCUGCUUGGGCGAGGAUUGCCUAAGGGAGUAGGGAAAUCUGGAUUUCACUUGUAUAGGUUAUCUGUUACUCAUUUGUUUCUCAUGUAGAAGUUAUCAAAUUGUAAACUUUCUCUGAAAGAAAAUUUUUUUAUUACUUUUCAAGUAAUAAAAAUCUAUACUGUUUAUUAAAUACCUUUUAAGUUCUGUUUCUGAGAUCUGAUUUUGCUGCUCAAUAUUAGGAUUAAAUCCUUUCUCCUGUAGGCCACCUAUUUCAAUAUUCCAACACAUCUCAGCUUUCAAAUGUUAAUAAUGAAGUGGUGCUUGCAUUUCAUAUCAAAUGGUUGGUGCUCUACAUUCCCUGAUGCUACAGAAGAUCUCAUUUCACAGACCUCAUCCUCUUCCCAUCACUUGUGUCUUCUGAUCAUCAGCAGAGAUCCAAUCUAUGUUUACAGCCCAAUUGCUCCUGAUGACAAUCUCUCUCCAAAUUAUCAAAGAUGUACUGGAGCCAGGUGGGAUGAUUUGCCAUUUCCCUGCUGUGACUGACUGUACUGUAAAUUUUCUGUGCACCUCCCAAGUUGUCAGGAUGGAAAUCACUCAAACAAUUAAUAAUUCAUCAGAAGGGAGAAAAUAGAAGGAUUUGGUGAGGAAGGUUUCUAUUAUUAAGGGAUAUCAAAUAACUCAACACAUACAUAAGCCAUCCUUUAACAGCAUUAAUUUAGAUCAUAAAUUUUGACUAAACUCCCAGAUUUCAAAAACUUUGAGGAGUUCACUUAGCAUUCAACCUAGAAACAAGAGUGGUAUUCAUCCCUUUUUGCUAACUAUAUAAUUUUCAUCGUGUUGAAUUUGUAUCAAAGUUCAUAUUUUUCUCUUUUUAAAUUUUUUUCUCCACCAAGCUAUAAGUGAGUUUGCACGUGGUGAGAUGAAAAAGUCUUUCUGCUGUUUUGACCUGAGGCUGGACCUUGAGAGUGGCCAAAACAUUUUCUAGUAGUUAUAGUUCUAUUCACUAAUGACUUAAAUUGAAUAAAUGAAUAAAUAUUAGCAAUUUCAUAUGUAUGUAUCUGAUACACCCUAUAGAAUAGUAAUUUCAGUAAUGUAUGUUAAAUGGGUAAUUUUUCAUUUGAUUUAUAAAAGGUACAUGUUAAUUUGUAUUGUAGAUGUCCAGACUGCAUUCAAGUUUGUUUUGUAAUGUAACUAGUGGAUAAUGAGUCUGGGACACAAGAUUUGGGUGUCAAGUGCAAUGCUCCCCAUGCCUCAUCUGCCUUUAUGUAGAAGUUCAAGUUUGUUUUGCAAUGUGUGUAUAAUGGAGUUAUUGCCCCCCAAAACUUAUCACACAAAAUCUAAAAAUAAAAAGAAGAGAAAAUUUUUAGCUUCAUCUAUUUGAACAAAACCUGUAAAUUAUUCAACUUGUUUUUGUAAAAAAGGAGUUACUUCACCUUGAAUAAAGAUUGCAAAAUUGAA